Plectropomus leopardus (leopard coralgrouper) is the source of this 2515-nucleotide messenger RNA. It is a transcript of the gene kars1, whose product is annotated as lysyl-tRNA synthetase 1. The record is from RefSeq and is a predicted model, not a curated record. Gene Ontology annotation, molecular function: ATP binding; lysine-tRNA ligase activity; ATP:ADP adenylyltransferase activity. Lineage: Eukaryota; Metazoa; Chordata; Actinopteri; Perciformes; Serranidae. Gene Ontology annotation, biological process: positive regulation of macrophage activation; diadenosine tetraphosphate biosynthetic process; lysyl-tRNA aminoacylation. Gene Ontology annotation, cellular component: aminoacyl-tRNA synthetase multienzyme complex; mitochondrion; cytosol.
UUCGUUUUCGUGCUCUUAUUUUAAACGGGUGUUACUCAAACUCUGCGGUGGGCUGUUUCACUUCAUUAUUUCCCUUUGUUUACGGUGCUCUGAAUUCCGACAGAUAUCUAAACGCGCCAUCCGGAUUCUCGCGUUUUUGCGGCGCGUGCGCGGCAGCUGAUCUUUCUGAACGCAGUAUCUACAACAUGGCUGACGUAACAGCGGUGGACGGAGAGAAACUCAGCAAAAAUGAGCUGAAGAGACGAAUGAAAGCUGACAAGAAGGCGGCCGAAAAAGAAGCCAAGCUCAAAGAACAAGUGGUGCAAAAGAAGGAAAGCAACGACCAAGGAGAGCAAAAUGCAUUGGAUGAGGACACGCUUGACCCAAAUCAAUACUACAAGAUCCGUACCCAGGCCAUCCAGGAACUGAAGGGCACAGUGGAGGACCCGUACCCUCACAAGUAUCAUGUAGACUUGUCACUCACAGAGUUCAUUGAGAAAUACAGUGAUCUACAGCCUGGAGAUCAGCUGACUGAUAUUGUUCUCAAUGUAUCAGGCCGUGUCCAUGCCAAGAGGGCUUCUGGUGCCAAGUUGAUUUUCUAUGACCUGAGAGGCGAAGGCGUCAAGUUGCAAGUCAUGGCGAACUCAAGGAACUACAAGUCCGAGGAUGCCUUUGUGGCCAUCAACAACAAACUGCGUCGUGGUGAUAUUAUCGGUGUUCGCGGUAACCCGGGGAAAACCAAAAAGGGGGAGCUGAGCAUCAUUCCCAUCGAGAUGACACUUCUUUCACCAUGUUUGCACAUGUUGCCUCACCUCCACUUUGGCCUCAAAGAUAAGGAAACCCGAUUCCGCCAGCGCUACUUGGAUCUGAUCCUCAAUGACUACGUAAGGCAAAAGUUUAUAACCCGAGCAAAAAUCAUCACAUACCUGCGCAGCUUCCUGGACCAGCUGGGAUUUUUGGAGAUUGAGACACCAAUGAUGAACAUUAUUCCUGGUGGAGCAGUGGCCCGUCCGUUUGUUACUUACCACAACGAGCUGGAUAUGAACCUGUACAUGAGGAUCGCGCCUGAGCUUUACCACAAGAUGCUUGUGGUUGGUGGACUAGACAGAGUGUAUGAGAUCGGCCGUCAGUUCAGGAAUGAAGGCAUCGAUCUUACUCACAAUCCAGAGUUCACCACCUGUGAAUUUUACAUGGCAUAUGCAGAUUACCAUGACUUGAUGGAAAUCACAGAGAAAUUACUCUCAGGGAUGGUGAAGCACAUCACUGGAGGAUACAAGGUCACUUACCACCCUGAUGGUCCGGAGGGACAGGCCUAUGAGAUUGACUUCACACCGCCAUUCAGAAGAGUGAGCAUGACACACGACCUCGAGAAGAUCAUGGGGGUGAAGUUCCCUCCUACUGACAGCUACGACAGCGAUGAGACACGUAAAUUCUUUGACGACCUGUGUGUGCAGAAAGGAGUUGAAUGUCCUCCACCCAGAACCACUGCCCGCCUCCUUGACAAGAUGGUUGGAGAUUUCCUUGAGGUCACUUGUAUCAGCCCCACAUUCAUCUGUGACCACCCUCAAAUCAUGAGUCCCUUAGCAAAAUGGCACAGAUCACAGAAAGGUCUAACCGAGCGUUUUGAGCUCUUUGUGAUGAAGAAGGAAAUCUGCAAUGCUUACACCGAGUUGAAUGAUCCAAUUCGACAGAGGCAGCUUUUUGAACAGCAAGCCAAGGCCAAAGCUGAGGGUGAUGAUGAAGCCAUGUUUGUUGACGACAACUUCUGCACAGCCCUAGAAUAUGGACUUCCACCGACCGCUGGCUGGGGGAUGGGCAUCGAUCGUCUCACUAUGUUCCUCACUGACUCCAACAACAUCAAGGAGGUGCUGCUCUUCCCAGCCAUGAAGCCUGACGAUAAUAAGACAUCAGCGCCCACGGAGGGCACCUCCGUCUAAUGACAUGACCUCUGACCUCUCCUGCUAUCCGAUCUGUGCAGGAGUCGGUUUGGAGAAGGAGCCUUUACCUCACUGUGGUCAUCAGUGGAGCCUGAAAGUUUUCUGUUUUAUCAAUGUUAGUCUGUCAAAGGUUUGAUCUAUCGUUAAGGGAAAUCGUCUUCUCAGUAACAUGGUUGACUGGUUAACGAAUGCUUCUUUUUUCCUUUCUUUUUUUGUUUUGUAUUUCUCACACUUUUGCAAUCAUCUUUGCUGCAUCCUCCUUCUGAGAUUGCAAGGAGACAUUUUAAUCCUCAUUGUCAUCCAAACUGUAAAUGGAUGAUAUGAUCAGGAAGUCAUGAGUGACCUGCUGUAUGCAAACUUGGAUAUUAAUAUUUUAUUAUACUUUGAGAUACUUAAAGGGGUGCUUGGUUCUGGCUACCAAAUACAGAGUAGACGCACCACAUUACAAAGCACAAGCACCUUUUUUUAAGUGUUCUCAGUAUAUUCAUCUGUUUUUACCUGGUCUGCUUGUAUUCCUUGUCUGAGGCUUCACAAAUUCAAUGUUCCUCUGCCAAGAAGUUCCAACAUGGGUGUGUCUGAAUAAAAUGCAAAUGAGUCAA